GACGUCAUCGCGCGAGUCGGAAUUACGCGCGCGCGUGACGUCAUCGCCAUAUGCGGUGACGUCACGCGGCCCUGGCAAAGAAGGAGUUGGCGCCUCGCGUCUGCCAGGGUGGAGAGAGAGAGAGAAAAACAAAAAAACGGAAAGAUGAAAGAAGAGACGAGGAUCUCGUGUCCUGUGUGCGGCUUGGUGCUGGUGAGCCAGCCCGUCCUCCAGGACCACAUCAAGCAGCACGGCAGGUGGUCCAAACCCGCGAUGCACCAGUGCGAUGAGUGCCUGUAUAGCACCGACAACCAGAGCAGACUCAACAUCCACCUGAGGAUCCACACGGGUGAGAAGCCGUAUGUGUGCACCGUCUGCGACAAGGCGUUCACGCAGUCGGGGGCGCUGCACAACCACCAGAGGACGCACACGGGCGAGAAGCCCUACAAGUGCACCGUGUGCGGCAAGGCGUUCACUCAGCUCGGGGCGCUGAACAACCACCUGAGAACCCACACGGGCGAAAAGCCCUACAAGUGCACCGUGUGCGGCAAGGCGUUCACCCAGUCGGGCGCCCUUCGUAACCACCAGAGGACGCACACGGGUGAGAAGCCCUACAAGUGUUCAGUGUGCGAGAAGGCGUUCACGCAGUCGGGGGCGCUCCACAACCACCAGAGGACCCACACGGGUGAGAAGCCCUAUAAGUGUUCGGUUUGCGGCAAGGCCUUCACUCAGUCGGGGGCCCUGCACAGCCACCACAGGACCCACACUGGGGAGAAGCCUUUCAAGUGCUGUAUGUGCGGCAAGGCGUUCACCCAGUCCGAGAACCUGCACAAGCAUCAAAUCACCCACACCAGUCUCCUGUUCACGACCUUAAACUUCACAACUCACGCGAUCAAGAAUUAGGUUAAAAAAAUAACAAGCCGUGAAGAGGGCACGUGACAAUUAUUUGAGAUUAAAAAAAAAUAGUUCGAGAUCUAAUAAUAGGAAGGAAAUUCAUCUCGUCAAAAAAUUCCACGUGACAGUUAAAGCGGCGGUUGAGCAUCAUCAGGCACUGACAUUUGGAAGGAUAACAUGAAAGGCGACAUUUAAUAUUUUCGGGAAGGAUAAAUAUGUUAUCGGAACGUUUCAGAAUGUUUUCCAAGAACGCGGGAACGUUGCAACCAAGAAUUGUAUUGAAUGGCCCGGUGAUGCAGAUUGGAGACCCGGAGUAAACAUUCUCAGGUUUGGUAUGCGAACUUUGCUCGAUGUUUCAUCAAACCUUGAAUUAACGAGGCAGAUGGGUUGGGCCCCAGCUUGGAGCAAUUCUUCCAGCUUAGUUUUGGCUAAAACAAAGUGGCGGCAACCAACAUCUCGAUUAAAACGCACCUAUUGUGGAAAGCAUUUGCUGUCGAUUUCAAUUCAAAAUUAUUACUCGUGUGAUGGGAUUCUGCUGUGCAAAGUGCACAUACCAUACUGGCCAUUGGAGCGUGUGAUUGCCUCUUCUUAACUGACAAGUUGUGUUUCCCAUUUUUCAAAGCACUUAUUGGGAAAACCUUACAAAGUCUACAUUAGAGACUCGUAACUGGCUGGCGGUUAGAAUU
Petromyzon marinus (sea lamprey) is the source of this 1559-nucleotide messenger RNA. RefSeq lists its product as uncharacterized. Gene Ontology annotation, biological process: regulation of DNA-templated transcription. Gene Ontology annotation, molecular function: DNA-binding transcription factor activity, RNA polymerase II-specific; RNA polymerase II cis-regulatory region sequence-specific DNA binding. The record is from RefSeq and is a predicted model, not a curated record. NCBI's taxonomy places the organism in Eukaryota, Metazoa, Chordata, Hyperoartia, Petromyzontiformes, Petromyzontidae.